Molecule: messenger RNA, 1076 nt
Organism: Platichthys flesus (European flounder)
Lineage: Eukaryota; Metazoa; Chordata; Actinopteri; Pleuronectiformes; Pleuronectidae
Gene: atp6v1g1
Product: ATPase H+ transporting V1 subunit G1
Exons: 3
Coding region: 147-503 (118 amino acids)
Biological process (GO): proton transmembrane transport
Cellular component (GO): vacuolar proton-transporting V-type ATPase complex
Molecular function (GO): proton-transporting ATPase activity, rotational mechanism
Source: RefSeq, a predicted model, not a curated record
ACUAGACUGCAUCGUGACUUCCGAUCAGCUGACUGCAUUUGUAGAAGUCGGUUCAUCUUCGACCUUCGUCUCGGUUAAUUCCUCCGGUUCCAGCCCCGGUUCCAGUUCCGGUUCUAACGCCGCAGUCCGCAUCUCCUAUCCCGGUCAUGGCGAGUCAGUCUCAGGGGAUCCAGCAGCUGCUGCAGGCCGAGAAGAGAGCGGCCGAGAAGGUGGCGGAGGCCCGCAAACGUAAGAACCGGCGUCUGAAGCAGGCGAAGGAGGAGGCCCAAGCGGAGAUCGAACAGUAUCGUCUCCAGAGGGAGAAGGAGUUUAAGACCAAAGAAGCUGCCGCCCUUGGUUCCCAUGGUAACAGUGCUGUGGAGGUGGACCGUGACACCGUAGAGCGGAUGGCCCAUAUCCAGGCUAGUUACCGCGGUAACAGGGAGGCGGUGCUGGUCGAGCUGCUGCGACGCGUCUGUGACAUUAAGCCGGAGUUUCACGCCAACUACCGCGUGGCAGGCUAAGGGGUGGAGCUACGGCCAGAGGGGGUGGGGAAACAUGGGAUAUUAGGAUGUUGGCUUAUUGGCUUUGUUGGCGUGUUUUUGCUUAAAACUAAUUUCUGCUAAACACCAGCAAAAUAUCAAAGCUUUUAUUUUGAAAGUGAAGUUGUUUUCCUGCUCCGGUCAAAAAUGGGAUCGUAAAUAAAUGUUGGUGUUACAGUGUUGAUGUUUACGAAGUAUUUAUAUAUAUAUAUAUCAGCAUUAAUGUCUUUGUUUUGCUUUUUUUUUUUUUAAAUCUUUCCUGAACCUAACUUAAGUUUUUCUUCACUGUAUCUUUGUCAAGAGAGAAAAUAAGCCGAUCAGGUGUCAGAUUAAAUAAAAUCAAAUGGCAAUGAUAUCAUAUUUGAUCUUGCUGAUUGGCUGUCUUUCUCUGAGUGUGCUCCCAUGCUCUCUGUCCUGAUUGGCUGGAAAGUGGAAAGGCUUUUGCUAGUCCGAUUCCACAUUUUUUGUGUUGCUUCCUGUGUAAUUAUGUGACUUCCUGUUGAUGUUUGUGAACUGAUGAUUAAAAUGCAACAAAAAAUAAACUAUUAAAUUGGA